This is a messenger RNA of Enterospora canceri, 453 nucleotides long. Lineage: Eukaryota; Fungi; Microsporidia; Enterocytozoonidae. The record is from the annotation of a GenBank genome assembly.
AUGGGUAGAUUGAAACAUAAAGUGGAAAAGGUGAUAGAGUACACCAAAAUAACGUUAUCAGAAGAAUUGGAAACGAAAAAGCAGCAGAAUUUUGAUCAACUGAAAACAUUCAAUGAAACCUUGACAUUUCAAGAUAGGAAGGAUGCAAUACACCGUCUAGGAAUCAAAAUAAUGAUGAAUGAUGUAUCAACGGAUGAUUUUGAUGCCAGGAUUAAGUACCUGAAAAUUAUUGCUGAAAGAUUGUCCGAAAUGAAAACCCGUGUGACAAUGGAGAAGUAUGAAACAACUGUGAUUCGAUGUAUUAACCAGAUAAAACAACCAAUGGUGGACUGUCUGGUUAAAUUGGGUUGUAAUUUGAUUGAUGUGAAAUUGUUGGCAAUUAUGAUUGCCCAUGUGCGAAUAGAAGCAAUGGCUUAUCUAAGGGAGACAAAGCCAUCGAGAAUCGUAGUUUAA